Molecule: messenger RNA, 558 nt
Organism: Lycium barbarum (goji berry)
Lineage: Eukaryota; Viridiplantae; Streptophyta; Magnoliopsida; Solanales; Solanaceae
Exons: 3
Coding region: 1-558 (185 amino acids)
Molecular function (GO): nucleic acid binding
Source: RefSeq, a predicted model, not a curated record
AUGUUGCGAGCUUGUGCAAUUGAUUUUAGAGGUAAUUGGGAUGAACAUCUACCUCUUAUGGAAUUUGCGUACAAUAAUAGUUAUCAAGAAAAUAUCCAGAUGGCUCUAUAUGAAGCACUUUAUGGGAGGAGUUGUAGAUCUCCAAUUGGGUGGUUUGAACCUACUGAUGUAGAACUAUUGGGUCCCGACUCAGUUCACGAAGCAAUAGAGAAGGUGAACCUCAUUGUGCAACGACUCAAGACAGCUCAGAGUCGACAGAAGUCUUAUACAGACAUGAGGCAUAGUGAGCUAGUAUUUUCUGUUAGUGACAAGAUUGUUAGGAGAAUUGGGAAGGUGGCUUAUGAGUUGAAGUUACCCUCUGAGAUGGACAUGGUGGAUCCCGUGUUUCACAUUUCGAUGUUGAGGUUGUAUAAACAUGAUCCUUCUCAUGUAUUGACUCAUGAAGGGAUUGAAAUGAACGAAGGGUUGUCUUAUGAAGAAGAACUAGUGCAGAUCUUGGAUCAACAAGUUAGGAGGUUGAGAACAAAAGAUGUAGCUUCAGUUAAACUUGAGGCUUAG